CUUAUUUUCCAAUAGUCACGAAAAUGAAAAAUGAAACAAAUAUUCUUAUUUUUAAGAAAUAAUGUUCUUUUUAAUGCGCAACUAAAUAAAGGGCGAUGUCUACACGGUUUUUAGCCGCAGAAUCCGUUCCAUAUGUGAUGAUUUUAACGCCGAAAUGACAAAGAAUCUUUGUACCAAAUCAUCGAAUAGAUAGAUCAGGUGUGAAGAAUUAUUAAAGAUAAAAUGAAGCCCGAACGAGAUGUUGAGUUUUGUGAUAUGGAUGUGGUUGUUAGGGAUCCACGGGAAGUGUUGGAGGAGGUUGGUUUGUUGAUAUUAGAAGCCCGUACCCCAGAUCUGUCUGUUAAAGGAAGAAGAGAAGGAUCCCAUUGUCCAACUGUUCAAGGAGGGGGUAGUCACUUAUGUCUUCAGGAGAAAGAGGAGUGUUCUCGUGCUGCAGAGGUCAAGAGACGCAUGCACUGUGCUUGGCGUAAUUCAGUGCCAACUUAUAUUGACGUUUUCUUACUACCUGGUUGUAAGCAUGGCCAAAAGGAGGCCUCAACAGUAGAAGGAUUGGCUGGUUCAAUGAAGGAGAAGAGUAUAUUAUUAGAAAGAUGGUAUAUAGAGAUAAUGAAGAAAAGACAUGAGAAGAUAGAAGGAAGUGUCUCUAGUAGUUUUUUAGUGCAGGCAGUCAGAUCGUAUCUACAUUUCUCCCAGUUGAGUUCCUGGUUAUUAUCAACUGGCGGUACUUUAUCUCUUAAUAUUGUCUAUAGAUUAUCAGUGCCAGGUGAAGGAGUAACAGAACAGUUCCAUGAGAAUCCUGACUUCCACACAUUUCCUAAAGCAGAAUUUACGAAAGUUGGUCUGAGCAUAACUGUGGAAGCUUUACCUCGUCAACCUGAAAUACCCGCAUUAAUCUGUAGUAAAGAAACUUCGCAAAUCUGUCCUUCCAGUAAGAAAGGAAGAAUUAGUCCCAAAAAUAAAACAGAAUCCAAAAUGAGAGAAAACAUAAUUGACACAGAACAGCAUAUACCACCAAACUAUCUAGAUAAAGUCUAUUAUCAGUAUGAACCAUCAACCAAAGCAAGACACCAUUCCAAAACAGAACCUAAAAAAGAUUCCAAAAUCAAUGAACCUGGUUGUGGCUGUCCACAAGAGAGAUCCCCUCGUCAGUCCACACAUCGACAUUCAACCGUUGCUAGUUCCAAGAGAUCUGCUACUCCAACAGGGAAGGCCUCCACAUCAACACAGAAUUUACUGACUGGUCAGGGAUGUUCAACUUCACACCAAGCAUCUGUUCAGUAUCCUGAUCAAAGAAAGUCCCCUUCACGCCAAAUCUUCCGUGACAAUUUACUACCAUUGAAACAGGAAUACCCAUCCUCUAGUCUACAGGUGACAGACAAUUCCUCAAAACGUUUGCAUAGUCCAAAAAUUCUUCUAGCAACAGCUACAGGAUCAUCGGUCGAUUGUACUAAGAAAAAACGGUUAGACUUGAGUGAGGCUGAAGCUUGUGUGUCAUGGGAAAAAGAUUAUCUUUCAGCCAAAAUAAAACCCAUGGACAUCAAUGAAUAUUUAACUAAUUUACAAAACUAUUCGUUCUCUUACUCGUCCCUGUCUGAUAAUUUGAGUGAUGAAUAUACUCCACGAUGUAAAUUUUAUAUUGGUGAAAACUGUGAUCUAAAAACAACAGCGUGCGCUUCUACCGAGGAAGUAGAGACACCUCUAAAACGCCAACGAGAGAGAAAACGUUCGUUCGAAGAAGUACCAAGGAAAUUAUUUGCCCAAAGUCUUUCAGACAGCAGUGAAAUACAACCAGCUAUAAGAACUGACCAAUCAGAAAAUGGCUUCUGUCACACUUGUGAUAAGGAACACAGCCUAUCGGAGAAUGGCUUUCUAAUAUGUAAUGACAAAAAAAAGAAAAAGUCUGAAAAUGGUUUCUAUUUACGUUAUCCUAAAGAAUCUUCAAAUGGCCAUACAUCAGAAACUGAAGUAGAAAAUGGAGUUCAGAAAGUGACUGAUUUAUUAGAUAAAUUUAGUGUGGAAGAUCAGUUUAAUAUAUUUAAAACUGGAAGUAAUGAUGUGUUUUUUGAUUCAGGUUUACAUUUAGAAGACGAUAAUUGUGAUAAAGAUUUGUAUAACACUAGUCAAUUAAACUUGAGCUCGUCUUUACAAGAUUCAUGUUUAGAAAAAUCUCAAUUGUUAAGUGAAGCUCCGUUAUUUCCAACCACUAGUAAAUGUGAUAGUGAUACAGCAUAUACCAAACAUUGUCAUAAUUCACCUAAAAGGGCUUUCUCUGUACCAGACUAUUCUUCUGAUAAUGAAGUAGCUGUUACCAAUGGUUUCUCACUAUGCAAAACAGAUGAUAAGCAGGACAAAAAUCCUCUAAACAAGGUGUUAAAUUCUCCAACAAUUGAGGACAUCAUGAGCUUCCGACGUCACUUAACCAAAAGUGCCUCCAUGAUGUUUAAUCAAAGAACCGGUCUACCAUCACAGUCUAGUCCCGCACCAACUAAAAGAAAAUCAGGAAGAUUUGACUAUGAUAGUACUUUAACAAAUGCCAGAGCUAUUAAAUAUGCUCUGUCAUGUUCUAAAUUAGCUCUAGCAUCAGAAGGUGAUGGAGAUCAGAUAUUAGAAGAGAGUGGUCGAGUUCUUAGUACAAGUGCUCCUGCUUCAACUAAUUGUUUGCUGGGAAAUUUUGAGGAAUCUAUAUUAAAUGGUAGAAUCGAACCAAUUGGAGCUGUAGAUGGAUUUACGGCAGAAAUUGGUGCCAGUGGUUCAUUUUGUCCAAAACAUUUAGUUCUUCCAGUUUCUGCAUAUUUCUUUAAAUUAUCUGAUGAUAAUGCACCAUCUCCUUAUUUAGGACAUAUCAAUUUCGAGAGUUUAGGUAAAAGAGGAUAUCACAUUCCAAAGAAAGGAACAGUACAAGUUACAUUAUUCAAUCCUAAUAAAACAGUGGUUAAGAUGUUUGUUGUUAUGUAUGAUAUGACAGAUAUGCCACCUAGAAGUCAGACAUUUAUUAGACAAAGAACGUUAUAUAUGCCAGUUGAAUCUAAUAGUAGUGAGCCAUCUUACCUUAGAUAUUUAAUACAUUUAAGAUUUGCGAGUACCAAGUCCAGUAAAGUUUAUCUUCACACCGAUUUACGACUGAUAUUUGCUCGAGACAAGUUUGAAUUUGAUAAUAAAGUAGCUCAGUAUGAACUUCGUUCUUUUACUGAGGGACCAACAAAACCAAAAUAUUCACCUAAAAGGUGACCCAACAGGAACUUAGGUCAAAAUAGUUGUUAAAAAGUUAUGUUGAUUCUUCACUAAAGAACAAAAUAUUUUGUUGCCUUUGAAAUUAAUUUAUUCAGCUUACAUUGACAAUUAAAUAAAAUGAUGAUGACCAUAGCUUAAACUUUAUAGUAUUCUGAGAUGCCAAUUUCAUAUGUCUUUCCUUUAGAUAGACUAUCCAAUUGAUUAUCAUUAUUAUAUCAGUUGUAAUUGAUCUAUUUGUCUUUGUUUUGUUUCUUUGUUGCUAAUUAUACUGUUCUGGUAUCACAACAUAGAUAUAUAAUUAAACUCAACAAAGAACUUUUUAUAGAAUUUCAGUUAAUUCUUAUCAGAAAAGCAGCCAAACUCUUUUCUUUGUUUUUUUUGGCCGGGGGGGGGGGGGGGGGGGGGUGUGUUUACAAAUCCAGUUUAGUUUAUCAGUUCUUGUUAUUCACCCUAUCUGUCCAUCCAUCAUUCAGAAUUGCUUCUGAAGACUCUACAGGCUAAUGCUAUCAUUCAGUUGACUUUAAAUUUAUUGACAGUGCCUAUGCUCAUGAUAUGCAAUGAUUUCUGUUAAACAGCUAAAGUAAUCAUCUGAUUACAGGUACAUUGACUUAUAUAAUAAUAAGCACUCGGAACCAAUAGAAGCCAAUCAACUUUUUAAAUAUUUCGUUAUCAGGUUUUGUGUCAUGUAUAUGUUUGGAUAACUUAGCUGAUGCGGGCGUAUAUUACAUAGCCUUGAAAUCCUAUCUAGGUUUGGUAUAAUAUCAGAAUAGUGAAGAAAAGAAUUUGAAACAAGACAAAGAUAUAUAGUUUAAAUAGAUUGAAUAUAUAUAUAUAUGAUAAAUUAGUUGUAAUAUUGUGUGUUAUUAUCAUUCAUUGUCCAUGUACAAAUGGACAUAAAUCAAGAAUAUCUGUACAUUAUACUUCAUAAUUUAUCAUUAGUCAAGGCUAAACAUUACAAACUAAAAAUUUUGUUUUUGCAUUCUCACCUGAAAAUUAUAUUCAGUUAUUAGUAGGAAUUGAAGUAUACUAUUGUCUGUUCUUCAUGUAGACUUCGUUAAACAGCACUCAAAAACUGCCGACUACAAUUGUUUGUGGAAUGUUGAACAAGGCGAUAGUAACAGGUAUCAAAUAUAAAUGACCUACCUAGAUUCGUGAUGUUAGCAAGACAUGGUUACCACUUAUGUUUUCUCUGGGUGUAGUUUUGACUCUUAUUCCUAUUCAGUCAUGUACAUAUACAUGUAAUUUAAAGGAUGUCUUUAAGAGAAAGAUUUUGUUAGUGAAAUACUAAAAGACAGCAUGGUUAUAUGUCCUAUGAGCCAAUUAAAUUUUGCUGUGAAAUGAUCUAUUAAUACUAUGUCUGUUGAGAAUACUUCGUACAUUAAAUUAUAGAAACCUUUGGUUGCAUAGUUCUGUGAAGAUCGCCACAAUAUGAAUGAAACUAUGAAUAACUAAUAAUUACAUGUGUGCUUUAGAACUUGUUUUGUAUGCAAGUAAUGAUUUGUCUCAAGUUAAGACAAUAAAUUAAUAUUUAUUAACUAUUUAUUUCAAAUUAUUACAUCACCCCCAUGUAAAAAUGUGCACACAAUAAACUAGUAACUUAUUUAUUUGGAAGGAAUAUUUUUUUAUGUUAGUUGAAACAUAACUUUAUGUAUUAGUAGAAGACGUAGAUAUUUAACGUAAUAUUUUGAGGUGAUUGGAUUGCUGUUGACUUUUCUAAAUUUUUAUGUAGAUUAGGGUAUAAUCGUUUGUAAGACAGCUUGAAUGGGUUUGAUAGAAGAAAAUUUGUGUAAUUGUUUUAUGUUUUUUAAGCAUCCACACAAUGAAAAUUGAUCCUAAAGAUUUAAGUUGUGUACUAAAUUAAGCAACUUUAAAAUGUUCCUUAUCAUUUUUUCAUGAAUCGAAUUUAUAAAACUGUGAGGACAAUACAACAUAUGAAUGUAUGUAUGUAUGUAUGUAUCUGAGAGAUUGAAAAAUAGAAGAAAGAGGUUAUAAAAGGAAAUUUGCCUUUAUCUGAGAUAAAUGUUAUAAAAUGAAGUCAUCUCUGCAUUGAGAUAAGAGCAGUAUAUCACCAAUACCAGUAGUAAUAAUUCAUUCAUAAUAACAUAAUACUGCUAUAUCUUGUAUAACACAAGUCCAAUUAGUAUCAGUUGAGUGACUGUCUGGGAUAAAUGUCACCACAGUUAUUGAAUUGAUAACAAGGAGGAUUGCAGAUGGCAUACAUUAGAUAGAUAGUUAGAUAUAUCGAAUAUUGAGAAGUCUUGUGUUGCAGUCUUUCAUCAUAAUAUAUGAUAUUAUGAACACAACUGGACAGGCGUUAAAGAAUCACUCAAAUGAUGUUCAGAGACUUUUAACAGUAUACAAAAUGAUAUAUGACUUAGCAGUAUACAAAAUGAUAUUUACAAUUUGAUCAUUAACAAUAUUAUGUAUAUGUAAUAGUUUCAUCUUCAAUGCCAGAUUAUUUCCUAGAAAUGUUUUGAUUAACGAUAUGUACUCACUAAUGCCUAGUAAAAUGACAGUUACAUAUAGACAGAGUCAUCGUAGAUUGUUCACCAUUUAUAUUGUUGAGUUUUAAGAUGAAUUGUAUAUUACAAGUAUAUGGUAGAUACCAUUAUUAGAUUACCAAAUAUUUUGUUGGAUGAAACACGCAAAAAUUAAAACUGUUUACUUUUGUUGAAUGUGGGCCUUAGGUUGUUAUUCAUAGAAGUGAAAAUGGUUACAGAUAAAUUAAAUAGUUUUAUUUUAUUUUUAGACUUCGGCAGUAAAUUCUUAAACUGCAUAAAUCAGAAGGAAAAUUUUAAACUAUUAUAAUCCUAAUACUAUUGUUAAAACCUUUAAAAAGGUCAGUGAAUAUUAUUAAUUGUUGAUUUACCUGAGGCUGAGCCAUGUUUUCUUGGGAAUUUUUUAAUGUGUACAUGAAAAUAUAUCUUUGGUUGGUUAUGUAAAUGCUGUUUGAAAAAAUGAUUAAUUUAGUAUUUGAACAUUGUAACUUCUGGCCAGCAGAAAUGACACAUCUUUCUUUAACCUUGGAAUAGGUUUUAAAUAUUCAGUUCAGAGAAUGAGAUACUGACAAAAAUUUAAUUAAAUUUAUGUAGAAGCAAAUUUAAUUCUCUUGAGGAUUUAAGAGUUUUAAUUUGGUAAUGCAAUCUUUGAUAUAUGUUCUGUUGAGGUUUUGUUCAUUGGUAUUUAUAUAUAAACAGAAGAGAAUUAGGAUCUAUAUGUAUAAUAGAUUAUCUAUAAGUAAAAUAAGCUUGUCUUAUAUAAACUGUGAUUCAGUCAACAUAUUGACUGAUAUUGUGAUAUAUAUUUUAGUAGUUAUAUUAUUCCUCUAUGCUUUGUUAUUUUCUUUUUGCCUAUAGAUAAACUUAUGAUGUACUCGGAUGGUACAAACUGGUAUACAGUUAUAAAUACAAAUCAAUGGUGUAUACAAUAUUUAUUUCAACUUUAAAUAAAUUAUAAUAAGU
This is a messenger RNA of Patella vulgata (common limpet), 6692 nucleotides long. RefSeq names its product atos homolog protein A. Bases 223 to 3228 code for a protein of 1001 amino acids. The record is from RefSeq and is a predicted model, not a curated record. The transcript has 13 exons. Lineage: Eukaryota; Metazoa; Mollusca; Gastropoda; Patellidae.